Molecule: messenger RNA, 399 nt
Organism: Salmo salar (Atlantic salmon)
Lineage: Eukaryota; Metazoa; Chordata; Actinopteri; Salmoniformes; Salmonidae
Source: RefSeq, a predicted model, not a curated record
GUCCCCAUCAGCCUGGGAGAGGCUGUGUGUGAUGGCACACGACUACAAGAAGAGGAAACACGUCUUCAAGUUACGGCUAGGUGACGGUAAGGAGUUCCUGUUCCAAGCUAAAGAUGAGACGGAGAUGGCCUCGUGGAUCCACUCCAUUCAUAGCUCCAUCCCAGCAGGGGGUCAGGAGACCUCUCCCCGGAGGCCCCAGGGCCCUGAGCCGAGCCAUGACUAUGCCCCCCAUCUCCCCAGCUCAGCAGACGCUGCCGGAGUCACCAUGCGCAACAAGGAGGGCAAGGAGAGGGACCGUGAGAAGAGGUUCAGCUUCUUUGGAAAGAAGAAAUAAAACAUUUGUAAAACAACAACAUCAAGGAAAAUUAUAUUCCUCAAAAUUCCAACAAACUGAAACAG